This is a messenger RNA of Amphibalanus amphitrite, 1261 nucleotides long. RefSeq names its product multiple epidermal growth factor-like domains protein 10. The transcript is spliced from 7 exons. The record is from RefSeq and is a predicted model, not a curated record. NCBI's taxonomy places the organism in Eukaryota, Metazoa, Arthropoda, Thecostraca, Balanomorpha, Balanidae. Bases 56 to 928 code for a protein of 290 amino acids.
CGGUCGUACGGAGGGGUCCGGCGCACAGGUGUGCCGCACAGGUGCCGCGGCCGCCAUGGAGCACAGCCGCGCCGUCCGCUGGCUCCCGCUGCUGGUGCUGGUGCUGGUGCUCUGGGCGGCACCAGCGUGGUGCACUGGUGACGAGCCUGCCGGGCAGGAGCGUGGCUGCGGGAAGGAGGCCCCAGCGUCGUUCGUCGGCCUGAGAGAGAGUUGUUCCUGUGACAUAGGAUGUGACGUCACGCAGAACCUGGUCUGUGAAGGCGGCGAGUGUAUCUGCCAGCCGGACAGCGUGGUCGUCAACCAGACAUGUCUGCUCAAGAGUCACUAUAACGAGACGUGCGGCGCCGACUCGCAGUGCGCCGACACCCACCAGGCGUGUGACCCUGCCGUGGGCCGCUGCCGCUGUCAGCCCGGCUACACCGAGACCGCCGACAGCCAGAGCUACCUGACGGCCAUCUGCCGACCCGCCGGAGAGCGUGGUCGUAUUGGCGACAACUGCACCACAGUAGCCGACUGCAACUGGCAGCUGGAGCACGCCAGCUGCCCGGCCAGUCAGCGCGUGUGCCAAUGCCAGCUGUUCUAUUACGGCGAGACCGGCGGACUCCAGUGCUGGGAACGUAAGUGGAGGCUGCCCUGGGGCUGGUGGAUCGCCGUCUGUCUGCUGUCGGCAGCCGUCAUUGUCAUCGGCCUGGCGCUCAUCAUCACCUGCGCCGUCAAAGAGUGCCUCAGGUCUCACCAGCGCAGUCGCGGCCGGGUAGCGGUUGUCACGGGUGACAUCAGGGACAACCAGCCGCCGCCUCCCUAUAUCGCCGUGGUGGGCACCAAGUCGGCGGCGUACGGCGCGUCUGACGGCCAGCAGAGUUACAUGGACAACUAUGGGUUCACGGCGUGUGACCUGGAGCCCUACUCCAAGAAGCAGCCGCUGUAGCAGUCUGCCAGUGUGGGGACGGAUUGCCGUCUGCAUAAGGCCAGUCAGUCAGAGGCGGACUGGUGCUUUAUUAGACCAGUCAGGGGUGUACUGCCACCCUCAUUGAAUCAGUCCGGAGAUGGACUCCGUGUGGUUAUUCUGUGUCUGUUGGGAAGAUGGUUAUAAAUCGUCCUCUACCGAGCUUAAUGCGAAGUGUCAUUAAUAGCAAUUCAGAUUCACUAUAGGAUUUUCUCAUCAAUUAGGGCCAAGAGGUGUGGAAAGCUAUGAACACCAGACCGUCAUAUUUGUCUCAUAUUUAAAUAUACGUACUGUCAAAUAUAUUCUAUUCAUGUA